This is a messenger RNA of Vicia villosa (hairy vetch), 955 nucleotides long. Its product is annotated as VQ motif-containing protein 8, chloroplastic-like. The coding region runs from base 147 to 722 and encodes 191 amino acids. Gene Ontology annotation, cellular component: nucleus. The record is from RefSeq and is a predicted model, not a curated record. The transcript has a single exon. NCBI's taxonomy places the organism in Eukaryota, Viridiplantae, Streptophyta, Magnoliopsida, Fabales, Fabaceae.
CUCAGCCUAUAUAUGUUACCAACCAUCUCUUCCCUAUUCACCAAAAGUCUCUCCUUUAUCUUUCUUCUUUUAGCAAACAUCACCUUUCUUUUUCAUACACACAUCUUUCAAUUUGUUGCAAUUAUAUUGUGUUGCUGAACACCAAAAUGAAACCUAUUUCAAAAUUGCAUGGUUUUAAUUAUGAUCAACAAAAGGUAAACAUCAAUGGUCCACGUCCUACUCCUUUGAUGAUUCGCAAGCCUAAUUCAUCACACAAACAGCAAAGGGUUCCCAUCAUCAUAUACACUCAAUCACCAAAGAUUAUUCAUACGAAAGCACAAGAUUUCAUGGCUCUUGUUCAAAGACUUACAGGCAUGACAACUACCAAUCAAGCACUGCCACGUCAGCAAGAAGUUUCUGAGAAUUUUGAUUCAUCUUUGUCAGAUGGAUCAAACAACAAUAGUAUCAACUACAAACAGCUUGAUGGUGAUCAUGAAACUACUUCAACAACUAGCUCAGUUGAUAAGGGAGGUGUGAAUAGCAAUAUUGAUGAUGAACAAAGCCCUAAUAAUAUGAUGAAAUUUGCUGAGAUGCCAUUAUUCACUCCAACUUCAUAUGAUUUCUUUAGCCCAAACAAUUCAUCUCGACCGGUUUAUAAAUUUUCCGAUUCUCCAUAUGGAAUUUUGGGAAGUUUGAUAUCUCCUUCUGGAUUGGGAUUCAUCCAAGAUCUACCUGAAUAUUAGGUGCAUAUGCUUGUUCAUGUUGUGUGCUAUAUAUUGGGCUGCAGAUCUCUUAUUAUUAGUAAUUUUUGCAUAUUUAAAUUUGUAAAGUUUGUUGUAUUAUGGACAUAAGAAAUUAUCAUGAAGUACUAGGAGAUUUUAUUCAUUCUUUCUAAACAUAGGAAUAAUCAGAACAAGAUUACUUGUUAAUCAUUUGGAAUUUGUUACCCUAAUUAAUUUCAUUUCCCUUACUUAUU